Microdochium trichocladiopsis is the source of this 1359-nucleotide messenger RNA. RefSeq lists its product as uncharacterized. The transcript is spliced from 5 exons. The record is from RefSeq and is a predicted model, not a curated record. The coding region runs from base 1 to 1359 and encodes 452 amino acids. Gene Ontology annotation, molecular function: zinc ion binding; DNA-binding transcription factor activity, RNA polymerase II-specific. NCBI's taxonomy places the organism in Eukaryota, Fungi, Ascomycota, Sordariomycetes, Xylariales, Microdochiaceae. Gene Ontology annotation, biological process: regulation of DNA-templated transcription.
AUGUUCGCCUACUACCUGGCUGGCUCGGAAUACAUUGUUAACCCUCUCCUGUUUGGCUGGGCCAACGUCAUCCUCUACACGUUCUGGGGUAUCGUGCUGUUCCCGGCCAACAAGGUGCCGUACUGGCGCGAUGGAUAUAUCAGCAUGUUUGUCGUUAUGACUGUCAUGUUUGGCCUGCUAUGGGUUGUGCUUUGGCUUGAUCGCCGCACUGCAAAGCAGUAUCCUGAUGCCGCCGCCUUUGAUACGGCCGAGGUUGUCGUGGCUACCGGGGACGAGAAGCCAGAGCAGGUCAAGAUCGUGCCCAAGGUCGAGCGCCCGUGGCUUCGGUACUGCGCCAAUCAAGACACGAGCACCGAAUGGAACCUAGAGAUCGACGAGGGGCUGGCCUUGGUCUGCAAGCAAGUGUACCAGGAGACGCAGCCAUGCAUCCGUGCUGCCCUGGACCUGCACGUGGUGUAUUCGCUGUCAGCGCCGCAACAGCUCGCACAGCUUCCCGAUAGAGAUCUCAGAAAGGACAUUCGGAAUGUCAUCUUCCACAUCGCGGCGCCCUCAGAACAGAUGCGCAUGUUCUGCUACGACAGGCCUCCGAAACGGCCUUUCAAGCUCCAUCGGUUCCCUAACCUCGACACUUUCACUGUCUGGGUACCUAUACACGUCCCCAUUCAGGAGCUCAUUCCGCCACCGUCGCGUACCGGGUCGUCCCGGCUAAGGACGACAUUCUACGACCUGAUGCCUGGUUGGCAAGAGAGCGAAGAAGCGUCGGAAGAGCAUCUGGAAAUGGCGUGUGCCACUUGUUGCGCAAUGAGGAAGAAGGAAAAAGCAGCGCUCUGGAGGAAUCGGUACGGUGCACAGGAACUCAUCGAUUUCGUGAGCCGCUUUGGACGGGGUGGCUGGCUCAGUCGCAUCGUAGAUCCGGAACGCCAUCCCGAGCCACUGACUCUGGAUCCGGACGACGACCCCGAGAACAUGGGGUCCGAGUGGGACGCGUACGACGAAGACGGAGAAGGGCAGUACGGCGAUGAUGUUGAUGAUGAUCCAAACAGGCUCGACAAACUCCGGGCUAUCGCUGCCAAUAUGCACGUCAUGAUUGAAUGUGAAUUCUGGGCAACACGACCAGGAGAAAACCACAAUGGGGACAUGACCAACAACGUCGAUGGUCGACCGGCACUUAGCAGUUUGACUAUAGAGGUCUACUACAGUAUUAAGCACACCGAUGCUGAAAGCUCCAGGCCGAAGCGGCGCCGGCUCAACUUCGCGUGCAACUACUGCCGCAGCCGCAAGACGCGGUGUUAUGAGGGCCACCCGUCGUGCCGGGCCUACACUGAUGCCGGCGUCGCCUGUGUCACGCAGGACAGAUAG